AUGUCCGAAAAUACACCUCUCCUUCGGAGAGAACCAGAUGGAGGUACCAAAGAUGGCCUCCCAUGGAGCGAACGAUUACAGCACUUCACCUGGGCAUGGUUCGAGGUCAACAUGUCUACCGGAGCGCUGGCCACAUUGAUCGGACAGCAGCCAUACAAUUUCAUCGGCAUAGGGGUUAUUGGGUGGGCACUAGCUAUUCUCAAUAUCGUUCUCUUUGUCCUUUUCUCCGGCAUCAUCACAUAUCGAUUCAGCACGGUGAGAGGCAGACUACUUCGUAGUCUGCACCAUCCCCACGAGAGCUUCUUUUUCGGCGCAUACUUCGUCAGCAUCGCAAUGAUCCUGUACUGCGUCGACCUUUACGCGGUCCCGAUCACAGGAGGCUGGCUUCUCAAGACCAUCGAGGUGCUUUAUUGGGUUUAUGCUGGCAUCGUCAUGCUGGUCGCCGUGUUCCAGUACCACAUCAUCUUUGACCGCGAGAAGCUCCCCGUCGCAGACGCAUUGCCCUCAUGGAUCCUGCCAGUGUACCCGUUCCUGAUGCUGGGCGUGCUCGGCAGCGCGCUUCUCAAGAACCAGCCAUCGACCUCCGGCCUGCCCAUGUUCAUCGGGAGCAUAGCGUUCCAGGGUCUGGGGUGGACAGUGGCAUAUUUCAUGCUCACCAUCUACGUAACUCGCCUCAUCAAUACCGACCUCCCCGAGGCGUCCAAACGACCGGCGAUGUUCGUUGCCGUCGGACCGGCCUCGUACACCGUGAGCACCUUUGUGGCACUCGGUAUGCAGGCGCCGAAACACAUCCCCGAGGGCUUCCUGGGAAUCCACUCCGUCCCCGUCGGGAACGUCUUCAAGGCUGUGGCUGUGGCUGUUGGCGUGUUCAUGUGGCUCGUCGCGUUCUGGUUUAGCUCGCUGAGCACUGUCGGAGUUCUAAUUUCGAUCCAGGAGGCACAUUUCACUCUGAACUGGUGGGGAUUCAUUUUCCCAAAUGUUGGCUUGUUCAUUGCGCUGCUCCAGCUCGCAGAUGCGAUGGACCUUAGCAGCGUCAAAGUUGUAGUCACGGCGGCUACAGUGGUACUGUUUGUGCUGUGGGUGUAUGUUGCGGUCAUGAACAUAAGAGCGAUCAUAAGAAAGGAAGUGCUCUGGCCGGGUCGCGAUGAAGACAUGGAGGACAUCAGCGGUGAGCCAGAAACUGGAGAUGGUGAGUGA
This is a messenger RNA of Diaporthe citri, 1197 nucleotides long. RefSeq lists its product as uncharacterized. Gene Ontology annotation, biological process: malate transmembrane transport. Lineage: Eukaryota; Fungi; Ascomycota; Sordariomycetes; Diaporthales; Diaporthaceae. Bases 1 to 1197 code for a protein of 398 amino acids. The record is from RefSeq and is a predicted model, not a curated record. Gene Ontology annotation, molecular function: malate transmembrane transporter activity. Gene Ontology annotation, cellular component: membrane. The transcript has a single exon.